Drosophila ficusphila is the source of this 1835-nucleotide messenger RNA. It is a transcript of the gene Dolk, whose product is annotated as dolichol kinase. Gene Ontology annotation, molecular function: dolichol kinase activity. Gene Ontology annotation, biological process: dolichyl monophosphate biosynthetic process. The record is from RefSeq and is a predicted model, not a curated record. Lineage: Eukaryota; Metazoa; Arthropoda; Insecta; Diptera; Drosophilidae. Bases 157 to 1665 code for a protein of 502 amino acids. The transcript has 4 exons. Gene Ontology annotation, cellular component: endoplasmic reticulum membrane.
CAGCAACAACAACAACCAACGACCAAGUGUUCCAGUGCAUGCAAAACAACGACGAUUUCCCGAAGUUUGCAGGGAAGUCGUGGGAAUUUCUCCAUACCUUGACCCAUUAUCGGAUACAUCAGACACCCCGGAUUUUGCAGAAGACAUGUCACUAUAAUGCGGAGCCCAGAAACGGACAGUGAGCACUCGGAAACGGAUUCCUGUGGAUCCUCCACAAAUAGUAGCAGUAGUGGACUAGGAGGAGUUCGCCAUCGGAGGAGGAGCACCCAAUGUCAGGGCGUAUUUAGCCUGAAGGCCAUGGCGCCAAGACCCAACGCGGGACCCGGUGGCUGGUUGUGUCUGCUCCUUCCAUUGGCCUUGGCCGUCCGCCUGUUGAAUUCCCCGCCGGGAUGCAAGGAUGCGGAAAGGAUGCAGUGGAUCCUCACUGUUUCAGCUGCCGGAAUGGCUCUGGAAACCCUAUGUUUCUUCGUCUACGCCUUUGUUAAAACCGGUAUUUUGGUCAAGUGUUUGGUUAGUCUCUUACCUGGAGUGGCCACCAGUUUGAGCUUCUACAUGCUGGCAGACACGUCGCUUUCCUUCGCUAUAAUCGUGGGGUUCCUAAUGACCGCCUCGUAUCAGCAAAUCUAUAUUUACACUCUGAAGGGUUUUGAAAAAUCCUUUACCUAUGGAGAGGCCUCGGUUUUGAUUCAGGGAUUGGUGCUCUUCGCCAUGAGUGCUACCCACAAACUCAGCGGAUUUCUUUGUGGCGGUUCCUGGCCAACUGAUGAAUUUGAGACACUCAACAUGAUUAUGGUGAACGCUCUAUUUUGGCUGCUGGUGUUCUGCUUGGCUCUCGUCGCUUUUCCAUCGUUGAGGAAGCCCUACUGCUUUUACCUGUGGAUGUUCCAACUCAUCGUGGCUGUCACCUGUAUGCCGGUGACGAAACCCCUUCCCCUGCUAACCCUCAUUCAGUUCAUAAUCCAGGAUCGCGACCGACUAGCCAUAUUGGUAUUCUAUCUCCUGCUGGUUGUACUAACCUGCAUCACAGUAGCCUGGCAAAUUGGUAGUUCCUCAAAGGCAAACACGCGGGUGCGAAAGAUCUUUCACCUGCUUAUUGUGAUGGUUUAUAUUCCUGGGUUGAUCUUCGAAUGCGCCUUGCUGUAUUUGGCAACUGGAGUUGCAUUGGCUGCCUUUGUGGUCCUGGAACUGGUGCGACUCCUCAAGAUUCCUCCGUUCGCAGACAGAUUAGCAGAAGCCUUUCGCUCCUUCAAGGACGAAAAGGAUGCCGGGGAGUUGGCUUUGACUCCGUUCUGUCUGCUCAUCGGCUGUUCCAUGCCCAUUUGGAUGAGCCCGUGUCCAUGCUCUGGAGGCAAUACCUUGGCCUUGCUAUCGGGAAUUCUGGCAGUGGGUGUGGGAGACACGGCAGCCAGUGUUGUGGGCUCCAAAUUGGGCCGCAACAAGUGGGGAAAAUCCUCCCGUUCCCUGGAGGGCACUAUUGCCUUCGUGGUGUCCAUCCUUCUUGCCGUUUGGUUACUUGAGAUUUCCGGCUUGGUGGCCAUGACCCAAGCCAAAUGGUUCGCCACUAUCUUCGCUGCUUUGAAUUCUGCUUUGGUGGAGGCCUUUACCGACCAGGUGGACAACUUGGUGCUGCCUCUGAUAUUCUAUACGAUUGUGGGCCUAGCCUAAAAUACUUAUUUAUAGUUGUAAAUAAGUUUAAAAGUUGCAUUCCUUAGUGUCUACCUUUGUGAACAAAUUUCUGGGUGUAAUUAAGUGUAUUAAAAUAAGUCCGUUGGUUUAAUUUCAACCAAAUAAAAUACUAAUUUAUUAAAGAGUUUUAAAAACUCAAACUACACAAA